AUGCGGCUCAUGGUAUGCAUACCAGUCGUUUGUCUGACUCUUGGUCGAGUUUUGGCUCGUCCUGGUUUCGAUGGUCCUGCAGCACGAUACCAUUCUUUAAAUCGUUACGAACCCGAAACAUCGGAAUGUGCCUCCAGCAAGGAUGUUCCUGUCAAGGCGCCAUGGAAAAACAUUUUCCAGAGUCUUGCAGAUCAGGAGUAUGCUGAUGUUACUGCCUAUCUCCACAAACAGGAUGGACUCAAUCUCACUGCCAUUGUGAACUCAACAUCUUGGGACAAUGUUAUCGUCUCUCUAGACUUGUUGCAGCCAAAUAAGACCGAUGCCUUGACAUACCUUGAAGGUAAUGGACCAGCUCCAACUCGCUAUGCUCGGGCUACACUGCAGUUCAACUCUCAGGUACAACCCUACAUUCAAGAGUACAUCGUGGGUCCAUUGCCUGUUCAGGAAGGGUCAACUCAAUACGAGGAGCUCAACUAUAUGUUCACCUCUGGCCGAGGUCGGACUAACGUCUACAACGCUGAUUCUGAGGCUAUUGCUGCUUUCAACUUGGAGGUUGGAGCGGACAUUCAGGAUAUCACCAAGAAACUUCUCAAUGGCACCGCUACAGGUACCGAAGACGACAGCCUCUUGAUCGCAGGCAGCGACCCAUUGAUCCACCAUGGGGACCGGGUUUAUCAGUGGAAUGAGUUUUACUCUGCACACAGAGGUGAAUUCUUUUCUGAGACCAUAUUGCCCACUAGUUUGCAGUUCAAAGUUGACAUUACUGGCCGAGAUCCUUCUAAAUGGAGGGUCGUUGGUUGGUACUACGAUGGCAACUAUUGGCCCACGACUGCUGAGUUCAAAGCGGCCGCGGAGGCACUGAGACGAAGACCAGGGCCUAAUGUCGACGGAAUGUGGACUUCUACUGAUCAACAGGGCGAGAAGCUGCCUCUGGACCACCUGUACCCUCCCACUGCCGUUCAGCCUGAUGGUCCGCGGUUUAGUCUGGACAGAGAAGAGAAUUACGUUGAAUGGAUGGACUUUGGCUUUUUUAUCUCGAAUCACAAGGAGACUGGUCUCCAGCUCCAUGAUGUCAGAUACAAAGGCGAGCGUAUCAUCUAUGAACUCGGCCUCCAGGAAGCCAUGGCGCACUACGCGUCGCAAGACCCACUGCAUGCCUCAUCGGCAUAUCUUGAUACCUCCUACGGCAUCGGGACCAGCCAAUGGAACCUCGUCGAUGGUUUCGACUGCCCUUCCCAUUCCACGUAUCUCAAUACAUCAUUCUACAUCAGUGAGAUGACCCACAUCCACCCCAACAGCUUGUGUCUUUUCGAGCAUGACACUGGAUAUCCCAUCCAGCGCCAUCUGACAGGAACUUAUGUUUCCGCGACUAAGAAUAUUGUUUUUAACGUUCGUAGUGUCUCUACGGUCGGGAACUAUGACUAUCUCUUUGAGUAUACCUUCCAUUACGACGGAUCCAUCAGCGUCACUGUCCGUGCAUCUGGCUACAUUCAGGGUGCCUUCUGGUCCGGAGAUGGUGAUUACGGGUUUCAUAUCCAUGACAAGCUAUCAGGUUCUAUGCAUGACCACGUGAUCAACUUCAAGCUUGACUUGGAUAUGAAGGGCAGAAAGAACAGCUUGUUGAAAACAGAGUUUGUACCAAUUACUAAAGUGUACCCAUGGUCUGAGGGACAGCCCAUCAACACGAUGAAGACCAAGCGAUCUUAUGUCACGAAUGAAGACGGCGGCAAGAUCACGUGGGCAAAGAACGGAGCCGCUGCAUAUGCUGUUGUCAACAAGGAUGCGAUAAACGAUUUUGGAGAGGCGCCUGGCUACGCGAUCUCCCCAAACAGCGGCAGUACAGGCCAUCUGACCGUUCAAUCAUCUACAGCCCUUGGACAGUCGGCCAACUGGGCAAAUCAUAACAUCUACGCGCUGCAGCAGCAUGAUACCGAGCCAAAGAGCGCCUACGCCUUCAAUAGUUACGACCCUCACCAUCCAGCCGUAGACUUUAACGAGUUCUUCAACGGCGAAAGUCUUGAUCAAGAAGACAUUGUCUUAUAUUUCAAUCUGGGCAUGCACCACCUUCCCAACACCGCCGAUCUGCCCAACACUGUGACCACAAAAGCGGUUUCGUCGAUCAUCAUCACGCCUCAAAACUACUUCUCAGGUGACAUUUCGCGACGCACAAUGCAUCAAGUUCGUGUUUCUUAUGAUGAGAACUCUAAUGUUACGGAUGUAAAGAUGUUUGGCGCGAAGCAACCUACUUGUGCAUUCGACAUGAAGAACGUUGCGCCCAAGUUGGAUACAUUUGUUGGAGAGCUUCAGAUACCCAAGUUUCCAUUUAACCCUAGUGGUAGUCUUCAGACGAACCCUGGUGGUUAA
This is a messenger RNA of Fusarium coffeatum, 2364 nucleotides long. RefSeq lists its product as uncharacterized. Gene Ontology annotation, molecular function: primary methylamine oxidase activity; copper ion binding; quinone binding. NCBI's taxonomy places the organism in Eukaryota, Fungi, Ascomycota, Sordariomycetes, Hypocreales, Nectriaceae. Gene Ontology annotation, biological process: amine metabolic process. Gene Ontology annotation, cellular component: plasma membrane. The record is from RefSeq and is a predicted model, not a curated record. The transcript is spliced from 7 exons. Bases 1 to 2364 code for a protein of 787 amino acids.